AUGGCCGCCAUGGCAAACCUCUACCCUUCCAGUAGAGCGGAAACGCCUGUGAGCCCAUUGCUGCAAACCGACUUCCCAUUGCCUCCCUCCAGCCACUCCAGCCUGCAACUGCAACGCCUCUCGAACCGCGGCGAUGCCUUCAAUCUAGCACAUGCUCCGCACUUCAGUUCGCCAGGCAUGAACAUGUCGCGAAGCCCCAGCAUCUCCAGCUACUCGUCAGUAGCAUGGGCCAAAGAGCCGGCAACGCCCACCAACGUGCACCCGCCGCCGGCAUACAUCGCCCCCUUCGGCGCGUCCCAGGUUGUCAGCGAGACGAAACGACGCCUCAGCGACGAUGACGGCGAUGGGGAUAAUCGGGGCUCGGCUCGAUCGAAUCGAGACGAAAUGCAGUUCUCACCUGCAGCUUUGGCCCUCGUCAAUGCCUUUCUGGACCAGCUGCUAUACUCGAUGCUGGCAACUGCCAAAUCGACCACAUUGACGGCAUUGCGACCCGCUGUGAUUGAAGUGCUCAAAUCCAGAUUGGCGAGCGAUGCCAUCAGUAGCGCAGAGGAGGAAUUGGCGGAGCUGCUGGCUGGGGGUGAGGAGGAAGAAGAGGAGAUGAAUCAGAGACAAUCUGUGGCCGAGCGACAGCGGCUCUGGGACACAGAGCUCGUCUGGAAGCGCACAAGGCUGCGCGUCAUGGUCUACAUCCGCUUAGGCGAGAUGGAGGACGAUGACGAGGAGCGUCAUGUGCGCGAAGACGAGCUGUUUCAUGGCGGCGAUCGGAGGUUUUCACACUCUACAGGACUUGUGUCUUGGGCUGCAGCCAUCUUCCUGACCUCAGUGCUGGAAUACGUAGCGGAGCAGGUGCUGCAAGUGGCCGGUCAAGCAGCUGCUAGCCGCGCACGCCGUCAAAGCCGGAGUCUGCGUGUAACAAUGUCAGCUUCCGGCAUGGUAACACCCGUGGAUGGCGUAACCGUGGAAGACUACGACAUGGAAAAGGUUGCACUGAACUCCACGCUCGGGCGUCUUUGGCGCACGUGGCGCAAGUCGUUGCGGAACCACUUACUUGGCAGCAACAACAGUAAUGGUUUACCGCCAACUCCUACGCACCUCACCAGCAACAACUUCUCUCGCCGCCUCAGCAGGGAUCAUUUUGGUGGAGCAGUAAUGAGCCCCACACGCAGCAGCUUCGGCAAUGGCCCUGAAUCUGUCUCCGCUGUGGAUGACUCUCGGCCUGCAUCUACCAGUGUGGACGACCGGGAUGGGCUCGAGGACGGAGUCGAAGAACUUCCAGAAGCACAGUACCCCGAGCAUGUUCUCGCUGCAAAUAUCCCUCUCCCCAUGGAGCGCGACGAAAGGCGGGAUGUCGAUGAAAUCGAGGUUCCUGGUUUGGCCAGGGAUCCCGACGAAGCCGAGGGAGAUGGGAGCACGACACCCGUGGAGCCAUUGCACCUGCGACGGAAGAGCUUGACCGGCUCAGCGCCUUGGAGCUUGAUCGCCAACAUACUGCAAAUCAAUGCUGAGUCCGAUGCGUCUGUUUUAGCGAUGUCAGAAACGACGCCGCCCGAGAAGACCGCGCUCAUGAGGCGGCAGCGUUCGCAGUCGGUCCCAGUGCGGUUUUCACCUGUGUCGUUUCCAGCGAGAGAUGCCCCAGAGCCGGUCCCUGCAGAUGUUGAGACUGUAGGUGCAGCCGCCGCUGAAACAGACGCCGGUCCCAAGAAGCUGCCCGAAGCAACAGAGAUGGCAUCCCAGCAUGACGAAGCGGCUGCCGGGCAACCCGCACAAAGCCAGGACAACGACCAAACCGAGCUGCCCGCCAGCGAUGGUCACCCAUUUGAUUUCUCAGGCCUGCUGGGUACUGCCGCAGCCAGCUUGACGACUGCCACAGCGGCUGCGACAGCGGUGAUGUACGGUGUAAGUCCACAAGCUUCAGCCGGCUACAAGAGAUUUGGAGGCGCCGCCGCCGGCUCAGCUGCUGCCGCAGCGGCCGCCGUGGCAUUGGUAUAUGGCGACAGCUUGCGAGCGAUGCCUUGCGAAAAGAUCGCCGAGGAUGCAGUCGAAGGCGCUGCCGUCGAAAAAUCAGGCACGGAGCCUGUGGACACGCCGAUUGAGAAGCAUCCAGAGAGAACAUUGGUCGACAAGAAGAGCAUGGUUGAUUUAAUUAAGAGCGGGCAGCUUGAACCUCCUCCAGAAGCUGAAGAUGACCAUAUUGAAGAGCGAGACAACCAGAAGCAGCUUGUGGACACAAAGCGGUUGAGCAUACCUCCUGCGAACAAGCGUACUUCGUGGGACGCCGAAAGGACCAGGUCUGCUGAAAAAGUGCCGCCCAUCGAGCCCGAGUUCUCUCGCGACUCAACGACUCCGAGGGCGGCCAGAUCUCCCAAAACCAGCCAGGAAAGCUUCGCACUCGACGACGGGAGUGAGCUGCCACAACCUAUCGUGAGACCAAGGCAUUUGUCGCGUGACAUCGAGUCAGAGCAUGCCGCGGAUGGCUCUGGCGACAUUGGAGUUGCAAGAACAUCAGAUACUGCUGUUUCGACAGGCGAGUUGCCGCAGGAGGAAUGCUACCAUGCAAGGGACAGUCUCGCGAACCCAGCACCGAAGCGAUGGUCCAAUAUCAUUCUCGCACCUACGGAAGAACAACCUGCACUUACCAGACAGGACAAUCCGCCGUCGCCCCUCGAGACAGAACCGCAACUUACAACCCCAGCCAGUUUCCUGGCGAAACGCUCUCUGACGCCGAAAGCUUUACCAUUGGAGAAGGUCAAGAAUCAGGCUGUCACGGGUGAGCGGAGCAGGUCGCCGGUGCAGCCAUCCCCAGCACGCAGUGGACCUCCAGCUGGACUCACAGUCUCAACUUCGCAAGCUCCUGCGCCUGAGAAGACUCCUUCGCCAUGGCGUCAGUCAUUCUCUGCAGCUGUAAAGGAGAGCACAUCAUGGACAGCACACUCCAGGAAAUCGGCAUCAGUAUCAGAACCCGCUUCAGCUGUGCCCGUUCAGGAGCAUCCUGUAGUCUUCAAGAUGGGAAGCAAUAAGCGAGACAGCAGACAUAAGGAGGACUCCGACAAGAACCCGCUCACCAGCGCUAGUAUCAAAGGCCCAGAGGAUUUUGAGAUGUUUGUGCAAGGUGGUGAUACAGUCAAAUACACCCUUACACCGGAAAGCGUGAGAGGUGGUCCCUCGCCUACUGAAGCCGUCCCGCGUACGCAAGCAACGAGCUCGCGUAGCACAGACAAAACGCCUUCCUCCCCGAAGAAGCAAAUUGCGGUCCCUGCUGUUCCAGUUGAGGACACACGCACUGGGAGAAGUCAGGUAUCCAAGCAAGCCACCGCGGCUUCAGAUGACGACGAAAGCCGAAGUACGAAGAGGGAGCACCGACGAUCUAUCUCCCGGCCUCCAGUUCGCAACACUAGUGUGCACCGGAAGAGCGGGCUCAUGGCCCGCGAACCACAAGUUCUUACUGAAUCUACAAGGGAUUUCGCUGACUUCAUCAGAUCUACUGGACCCAGCAAAGAACCAGAAAUCCGGCCUCUGGUCAGCAAUCGCUCAUCGAUAUCCUUACAUUCUCUUGGAAGGGAGCCCAGCAUUCAUACACCUCGGUCUCAUUCGCCUGCAGCAUCUACUCGCAGCAUGACCAGAACAGUAACUCAAGCUGCAGAUGCGCCACCUGUACCUCCCAUGCCAGCCUCAGCUUCUACCAUUAACACCCAGAAAGUCAACAUGCAGCCGAGGAAUGCGCAGAUAAAUAAUGCUGAUGGCACUUCCGAGCUGAUCGACUUCAUUCGGACAGGACCAAACGGCGGCACGGCAUCUGCUGCUGGUGAGCAGCGACAACACCGUAUCUCCAGGACCGUGGCUCCAUUCCGAACAACCAUGGACUCGGACCAGCUUCAAGAAUGGGGCGAUAGGAUCGCCGUCCAGCCUGAUUUGAAGCUGAAUACCAACAUUCCUGUCAGCAGUAUCGCACCGAGUGUGAGAAGUGCUUCCUCGGCCAAGUCAUCAAAUCGCGCAUCAGCCAAUUCCAGAUCCGCGCUGCUUCAGAACAGUAACACGAGUACAACGACUGACAACACUCACCCUGCUUACGCAGACCAUCCACCUCGAUUGACUUCAGCCACUCCGAAGACGGUACUUUCAUUAGGAGAAGCUGUGCCCAAACAGCGAUUCAGAAACAAGGACCCUUACUCUAUCGACUUGUCCGACGACGAAGAUGAUGAUCUUCUCACUGCGUUGCCCAAGAACAGACGUCAAGAAGAGUCUCUUAUUGACUUCCUUCGAAACUCGGAGCCACCCGAGACCAAUAACCCGCGUGCUACUGCAAACGGCAUCAAAUCGCAGAGCGCGAGUGCAGCCGUUCCUCCUCCUCGCGGCAGUUCUCAGAUAGCCACAGGAGGCUUGAAGACUUUCGGAGCAGAUGCAGUGUCCAUGGGUCGUCGUGGCUCAGCUGCAGCUCGGGAUGGCCCACAGGUACCUCCGAAGACCAAUGCACAACGUAACGGCACUACUGCCAUCGCCGUUGGCCCAAUCACAAAGUCGCGGGCAAAGCUUGAGGCUCGCAAUGACGGCCCCAGGAGUGUCAAUUUCGGAGGCACAACCGAACUGGCUGACUUCCUGCGAAGCUCCGGACCAUCCGAGCCUCCUACCAAACAAGUCGACCGCGUUGAGCCUCUUCGCGGAGCUGGUAUGCAAACGAAAUCUUCGGCCAACAUGAACAGACACAACAGCAAGGCGAGCAUUAGCGCUAGUACAAGUAGCAAGAGAAGUUUGAGCGGCUUCUUCAGUAGCGUAUUCGGGUCGAGAAGAAAGCAGCAAUCUGCUGGAUAUCUGGAUAUGUAAUGGAUAAAGGAAAGGAGAGGGAUUCACUACUGAGCCAUUUGCGAGGCUCAUCCAGACCAGACAAUCUUGGAUUUUGAUCUAUUCGAGGACACGGAGUUUUUUGUUUGUUUGUUUGCUGCAGCGCGGCGUUCGCUCAUUGCAUCACGGACGGCAUGUACAGCUUCUAUACCCAGGGAGGAUGUUCAGCAUACACAUCUCGUCUUAUGCUGCUCGUUUGUGUGUUUUCGAGAUACCGUACAUUCGCGUUAAAAGCGCAGUCGAGACAAUUUCCUUGGAAGGAAAGAAUGUGUGUGUGUUUGUGUGUGUGUGUGUGUGUGAGAGAGAGAGAGAGAGAGAGAAAUGGACUAAUGCCUAGAUGUGGCUAUCUGUACAGUUUGUUGUACAGUG
Molecule: messenger RNA, 5205 nt
Organism: Pseudocercospora fijiensis CIRAD86
Lineage: Eukaryota; Fungi; Ascomycota; Dothideomycetes; Mycosphaerellales; Mycosphaerellaceae
Exons: 2
Coding region: 1-4818 (1605 amino acids)
Molecular function (GO): protein heterodimerization activity
Source: RefSeq, a predicted model, not a curated record